GUUCUGUCCCCACCUCCCUCAAGUGGACCCACCAGUGCCUUACAGACCAGGCCAAGCCACGCCUUCGGCUUUCCUCCUAACUUAGAGACCCCAAACUUUAAGAUGCCCCGAGCCGCCCUCCAGCACUGAUCUGCGGAGGCUUCUGGGAGGCCUGUCUCCCGGAGGCCUCCAACCUCAUGCUGCCACCUCCCAGGUUCCCCAUCCUUCUGCAGAAGCUGCCUCCCCGUAUCACUGGGGCUUCACUUCGGGGUGUUAGUGAGGCCAGCUGGUGGGUGGGUAGUAGUUUCUCCCACGGGGUAAGGAAUAACCAGAGGGUGCCACUGUGAACCCACCGGUGGAGAAGGAGUCCCCAAACCGGCGGUGACCUCAGGCCUCAGCUGCCACUGCUUCCCACAGGGUGUGGGCAUCACCCCCAACCAUGCGUCGGCCCCUCUGGACUUUGUUGCUGGUGUCACUGGUUGGCGUUUCUUAACAGCUUUACGGAAGUAUAAUUUUCACUGCUGUGAAAUUCGCUCAUUUUAAAGGCAUGAUUCACUGACUUGUAGUAACCGUAAGAAGUUGUGCAACAUCGCUACAAUGUCCUUUGAGAGUAUUUCCAUCACCCCCCGAAAAAGAAACCUGGUAUCCCACUUGCCAUCAGAUCCUGUUCCCACCCCCAGCCCCAGGCUCCCGCCGUUUCCUCUCUGCCUCUGGAGAUUUUGCCGUUUCUGGACAUCUCAUAUAAAUGGAAGCACAUUCCGCGUGUGGAUGCCUGUUUUUUAUAUCCUGGCAGAGGCGCGAGGAGACGGUGCCCACUCACUGAUACGCCCACCUUUCCACAGCCGGCCGAGGCCACGUCCUGGGUGUGUUUUCUUAGAGCUGGGAGAUCUCCUGGAGACACUGAGUGCCAUCUUUAGUCUAGUGCAGGAAGGAAAUCCUGUGUGCCCAACCUUACACGAGGACCCUCUGACAUCUGCUUGAAUACGCGGGGCGACAGCCAGCUCGCUAACCCCGGGACUAAAAGAAACUUGCUUGUCCUGAUCACUUGGACGAGCUGGGCCAAUAAAAGAACACACCAGAACCCCUCCGACCGGAGACUCUGACCUGCUGACGCCGAAAGACCUGCCCAGGUGACAAGUAGAACACCAUGGAAGGCGACUGUCUGAGCUGCAUGAAGUAUCUGAUGUUUGUUUUCAAUUUCUUCAUAUUUCUGGGUGGGGCCUGCCUGCUGGGCAUCGGCAUCUGGGUCAUGGUGGACCCCACUGGCUUCCGGGAGAUCGUGGCCGCCAACCCCCUGCUAAUCACGGGCGCCUACAUCCUCCUGGCCAUGGGGGGCCUGCUUUUUCUGCUCGGCUUCCUGGGCUGCUGCGGGGCCGUCCGCGAGAACAAAUGUCUGCUGCUGUUUUUCUUCCUGUUCAUCCUCAUCAUCUUCUUGGCGGAGCUCUCGGCGGCCAUCCUGGCCUUCAUCUUCAGGGAAAACCUCACCCGAGAGUUCUUCACCAAGGAGCUCACCAAGCACUACCAGGGCAACAACGACACAGACGUCUUCUCUGCCACCUGGAACUCCGUCAUGAUCACGUUUGGUUGCUGUGGGGUCAACGGGCCUGAAGAUUUCAGGUUCGCAUCGGUUUUCCGACUGCUGACUUUGGACAGUGCCGAGGUCCCGGAGGCCUGCUGCCGGAGAGAGCCCCAGACUCGGGACGGGGUCCUGCUGAGCAGGGAGGAGUGCCUUCUGGGAAGAGACCUGUUCCUGAACAAGCAGGGCUGUUACACCGUGAUCCUCAACACCUUUGAAACCUACGUCUACCUGGCUGGAGCCCUCGCCAUAGGGGUGCUGGCCAUAGAGCUUUUCGCCAUGAUCUUUGCCAUGUGUCUCUUCCGGGGCAUCCAGUAGAGGGCGUGACCUGAAGCCUCACCCGCCACCACUGCCCGGCACCCAACACCCUCCCCUCCCCGGUGCCCCCAGGGGAGGAGGCGAAGCCAUCCUGAGUGGCCAGAGGAAGGGGCAGAGGAAAAUAGCUAUUUUUUUAACAAAACAAAAUGAAGACAAGAAAAUGGACUGACGUACCCCGCCUGGACUCCGGGCUCUCUGCGAGGGCCCCGGCGCUUGAACCCAGGGAGCACUCUGGACUAGAGACCAAAGGAACCCCAAGCCCAGGUUCCCUCCUCAGCCCCGCCAGCCCCUAGCAGCCCCGGGCCUGGGCCAUCUCCUCAGCUCCAGGUGCCAAGAACGGGAGGAUCGAGGCAACAAGGAGGCAAAAGCAACCCUCAGAUCGACAAAGCCCAGGGGCCCCCUGGGAGACUCGGGCACCGUGUCCCCGAGGACUUGGAACCUACACUGAAGCCCUGGUCUUCUGAGGAUGGAGUCGCCCCUGCCUCGGGCUGGGGCCAAGAGUGGGCUACAGACGCUGGAUCUGAAAAUGGCCUAGCUGGCAGGGUCCUCGCUUCCCCCAUCUGUUGGAUCAAAUAAUCCGGAAAGCCCAGAGAGGGGCAGUUUGUCGUUCACAGUCACACAGCACGUGCGUGACAAUUGUGAACUGGAACCCACUCAUCCCUAGGCUGCCUCUCACCGCUUCCAGGGCUGUGUCAGUCUCAGCGUCCUGGUUUCCCGAGAGAGAGAGAGAGCAGGCUGGUCAGGAACUUCCCAGGCCCACAAAUGAGAAAAUUACGGACUAUUGCCCCUGCUCUCCUCCCCCCCCCCACCCAUACUUCUUUCUAAGCCUGCAGGGACACACACACACACACACACACACACACACACACACACACUACCGUCCCUUUGCCGCACUGCCCGCCUCUGCUCACAAGCCUAACCCCUUCCCUGUUCACCAACUCUGUGGUUCCCCGGCUGGAAGGAACCCCCAGGAUCGUCUGGUUCCCCUCUCCCCACCCAGAACUGAGGCUUGGACGUCUUCCACAAGCUCUCUGCCAAGACUUUGCCACCGUCUUCUUGCAUACCUCCAAGGACGGGGAGCUUACUACCUCCCAAGACAGCCUUCUGCCUUUGGACUGCUCUGCCUUUUUAGCAUCAGCUCACUGCACGUUAGGGUUCUCUGUUUCUCUUUGGUUGCAUCCAUGGCAUCCCACGUUCUCUUUCUCCUUCCCAAAGUGUUAAGGCCACACAUCGUCUCCCCCCAGACGCGUUUUCUGCAGGCUACAGAGCUCCAAGACAUCUCGUUCCAGCUGUGACAUGCUUUCCUGUCCCUUCUCUGUCCGUAGCGCAUUUCCGUGUGUUUCUUCCAGGCUUGGGCAGGGAGAGGUUGUCCCCUAGACUCACUCACGCCUACACAGCGCCCACCGAUCAGUUCCUCACAUACAGGCCUUACAUCCAUCCUAGACCGCUGUAGGCGACUGUAUUACAAGAUCCCUCGACCCCAGUGAAUCAGGAGUGACCGCCGGAGGCUGGUCAGAGGAUCUGAGGUUUGGCCUGGGGUCCGAGGGAAAGGACAGCGUAAUCCUAGUUGGUUGGUAAUCAACUUACGCUUGAUUAGUGAUGUCUGCCGCGGGCUUGGCAAGGGGAGGGGCGGCGUGGCGCCUGACCUCCUCUCCACGUCCCUCUUCAGGGUCUGGGAAGGGCCUGUUCUGACUCCCAGGCCCUGCGUCAGCUUCCAGCCUUCCUUCCAGCCAGUGGGAGAGACACAGCUGUGGCCUGGAGCCCUGUGCUUCUCUGCUCUGCCACCUGCCCCCUUCAGAGAUGCAGCCCCAGUUCUGUGCCUGCUGUAGAGAUUGGCUUUGACCCUCCUCUUGUCUCUCCCCUUCCCCCUCCCACCCUCCUGCUGUCCCCUCUCGUCCCAGGUCCCCCUCGUGGUCUCCAAGCUGGGGCUUGCCAUAGAGUCCCUGUAGCAGCCUGUCCUGGGCUCCCUAGCGAUGGGCGUCCCCGGGACCCUGCAGCUGGAACCCCAGCCCAGCCCGAGAGGGGCCUUGGGCAUGCCCCUCUCCAGCCCCGCCCACCCACGUGCUUAGCUCCAGCAGAGGCAAAUGGCCUAAGGUUGACAAAAACAGCUGGCUGGGCGGGACUCGGGGUCUGACUGGGCAACUGUGUGGCUCCAGGCCAGGGGCAUCCCAGACUUUCGGGUCCGCAGCGCCCAGGAGAAUCCGGGGCCUUGAAGGUAAGGAGGGCCUGGCAUCUAUCUGGCACUCACCCCCCUCCCCCUGUCUAGUCCAUCCCCUCAGGGGGAGGAAGGGUGGGUCCUGGAGGAAUAUCUGGCUGAGGCAGGUUCAAGGGUGCAUAUGAGACUCAUCCCUAACGGCUUUCCAGAAGGGGGCCAAGGAGCCCCUUACCUGGCGACUGCCCACACUGGGGCCGGAAAGAGAAAGCAGGCGGUCCGUAGCAUUGACCCAGGCUGGUCUUUAUUUGCAAGGCUGCCUGCAGCCAUUCUGAAGCAUGAAAAAGCAAGGUCUGUGCCAGUCUGGCUCGACCGAGCCUUUCCCAGGCACCGAGGUCUAACUGGGCUGGUCCACGUACGGCCGAUAAACAACCCUACCCUGUUGGUCACACACACCCCAGACUGAAAGCCACCUUCCGGCUCCGAAGCUGCCGCCUCUUAGAAAAGGGAACCCAUCUGAGGGGUUACGAAGCUCUCGUCCCUCCUUUCCGCACCUAAGGGACCCGGCCAGGAUACCCCAAACCAGCUGAGGCCCCGGCACCCCCAUCUCCCAGAAGCCCCCUCUUCCCUUUCCCCACGGGUCCCGUGUCGAAAGUCUAUUUUGAAACCUGUAAAUGUUCCUUCCAGUAGAUAGCAGAGCUAAUUUAUCAUGUUUAUUUCCUGUGAACCCCCCCCCUUUUAUAUUCUAUAUCAAGAGGAGUUUUUGUAAUAUAAAACAGGACGCCCACACUGA
Molecule: messenger RNA, 4818 nt
Organism: Felis catus (domestic cat)
Lineage: Eukaryota; Metazoa; Chordata; Mammalia; Carnivora; Felidae
Gene: TSPAN18
Product: tetraspanin 18
Exons: 9
Coding region: 1127-1873 (248 amino acids)
Cellular component (GO): membrane
Source: RefSeq, a predicted model, not a curated record